UGCAAUAAGUUGUCAACGUAGGGGCUGUGUCACUCUCAUCAGCGUUUGUUAUUAUUUUUAUGGAAUAUAUUGAUAAUUUGAUUACAAUUUGAGAAAUUUUACAAAUAAAUAUGAUCGGCAGUGAUUAUACUUUGGAGUUGUGUAAUGUUUUUCAUUCUGGGCAGGUGGAACCGGGUAGUUUUUUCCAGCGUCUCACAGGUGGAGUCAAGACAGGUGUCAUCCUUAAGGAUGUCUCCUUCACGACAUACAGCGGAGAGGUCACGGCCAUACUGGGAUCAAAAGGAAGUGGCAAGCGCGCGCUCCUCGACGUGAUAGCACGUCGAGUGCCAUCCAAAGGUCAUAUACUGCUGGAAGGUGUGCCGUUAGAGGAAGAGCAAUUCAACAACACAUGCGCCCUGGUCCGACACUCCACGCGUCUGCUGCCUGGCCUGAGUGUACAGCAGACGCUAGGGUUGUCCCUCACGAAGAUUUCAGGAUAUUUGAAGUCGUCAAAAGUGAAGCAGGUUAUGGCUGAUUUGGCUUUAUCACAGGUUGCUCACAAAUGCGUCACAAACUUAACAAAGAGCGAAUACAGAAGAUUGAUAAUAGGAGUACAACUUAUUAGAGAUCCGAUAAUAUUGUUGCUGGACGAACCGACAUGGGACUUAGAUCCACUGAACACAUAUCUCGUAAUAUCAAUUCUAUCGAACGCUGCGAAGAAAUACGGGACGGCUAUCGUACUCACCAUGGAGAAACCUAGAUCAGAUGUGUUCCCAUUCCUGGAUCGAGUGGUAUACCUAUGCCUUGGCGAUGUCGUUUACGCUGGUCCUACGAGGAAUUUACUGGACUAUUUUGGCAGCAUCGGAUUCCCCUGUCCCCAGUUGGAAAACCCUUUGAUGUAUUAUUUAUGUCUAUCAACGGUUGACCGAAGAUCUAGAGAACGCUUCAUAGAAUCCAACCAUCAGAUAGCAGCAUUAGUUGAGAAGUUCAAACACGAAGGACAAGGCAUAAUGCAAGGCAACCUGCACGAAAACAGCCGAAUUAUAAAUCCAAAUAAAAUUCAAAUGAAUUAUGGAAAACCCAAUGGAUUUAAAGUUAUCUGGAUGCUCUACGUACGGACAUUGGCGUCGAUAUUUAACUUGAAGAAACAUGGCAUUAAGCAAAUGUUUAUGAGAUUACUAUGCCUUCCGAUAUAUUUCUUUAUUCUUUGGGCAUUUUACAACGAAGCCAAGGACUUCCAACGAGCCUUUAUAACGAAAAGUGGUUUAAUAUUUAACGCUAUAGUAGGAACCUAUUUCAUCAGCAUUAUGAAUACGAUAUGUUUAUAUGGGCCUUACAGAACUCGUUACUACGAAGAGUCUCAAGAAGGUCUUUACAGCGGCGCCAGUUUACUUUUAUCAUGGAAUUUAGUAUCUCUACCGUUUUCCUUCAUAAGCGCAUUUGCUUCGGCAGCCAUUAUUUACCCAAUCCUAGGGGACAUAACAGAGAGCAUCGACUACGUUUACUUCUCACUAGUGCUGUGGUCCUGUUACAUCUACGCGGAACAGCAAACCAUGUCGGUGAUGAUGUUCGUCAAGAAUGGACUGAUAGCGGCCAUCGUUAACAUUUACAUCACUUGCAUCUACGUUAUGCUCGCUAGCGGUGUUUUGAGGUCCUACAAAGGCUUUGAAGACUGGUUGUACUACCUUACAUACGUCACACAAACGCGUUACGCAUCCAUCUUCCUUCACAGAAACAUCUUCAAACAACCUACGUUCAAUAUCCUCCCAUACAACGAAUUCGAGAACUGUACCUUCAUCACCAACCUCAUACAAACAUCAUCCAAUGCGAAUUUGAACUCUAACGCCAACUGCAGAUAUGCCAGCGGUAAAGCUUUCCUGACAGAGCGCUUUGGAUCAAAGAAUUUCAACGGAGAUAUUUACCAAUCAGGAGAUUUCAAUCUGAAUUUCAACUUGGGAUUAUCGUUCGCAUUUUCUUUGGGAAUAAUGGUGUUUAACAAGUUCUUGUAUCUGAUGCCGCUGCCAAAUUAUAUUACGGAUAAGUUUAGAGAAUAGAUUUUUGAUUGUAUCUCAUGUUCUAAUAUUAAACGUAUUGAUUUAUAUUACUUAAA
This is a messenger RNA of Manduca sexta (tobacco hornworm), 2089 nucleotides long. RefSeq names its product ATP-binding cassette sub-family G member 5. The record is from RefSeq and is a predicted model, not a curated record. Gene Ontology annotation, cellular component: plasma membrane. The transcript has 13 exons. Gene Ontology annotation, molecular function: ATP hydrolysis activity; ATP binding. The coding region runs from base 111 to 2033 and encodes 640 amino acids. NCBI's taxonomy places the organism in Eukaryota, Metazoa, Arthropoda, Insecta, Lepidoptera, Sphingidae.